This is a messenger RNA of Apis florea (little honeybee), 6741 nucleotides long. RefSeq lists its product as uncharacterized. NCBI's taxonomy places the organism in Eukaryota, Metazoa, Arthropoda, Insecta, Hymenoptera, Apidae. The record is from RefSeq and is a predicted model, not a curated record. Gene Ontology annotation, molecular function: microtubule binding. Gene Ontology annotation, cellular component: cilium; cytoplasmic microtubule. Gene Ontology annotation, biological process: microtubule cytoskeleton organization.
AUUUUUCAUUUAUGAUUACAAUACAUAUAUGUAAGUAACUAUAUAAGACUAUUUUUCGAGAAGUGGGGAGAGAAUGGUCGAUAUUACCCGCAACUACCUUAGUUUUGGAAUAGAAGAGUGGCAGUCACAUGUCGACUACCGUUACGUGGACUCCGUAUUACAUGAUUUCGAUGGUUGCGCUGCUUGUCGUAAAGUGUACAUUUAAAAGAAAACAAAGAUUUCCUAUGUGAUAUAGAAAAUUAUAUUACAAAUUGUAAGAUAUGUUACUGCAAUUUAAAAAAUUCUUAUCUCUUAUGUGAAAAGAUAAAUUAAAGCAUGAACGAUCUAAAGGAAUUAGAGAAACGAUCCUUGUGGAAAACAAUGAAGGACCCAUGGGUUUCGCCAAACAAGACGUAACAGUAAACGUAUGUCCGAGUGUCUGGAAUUCGCCUCAUCUAUGACAGGAUCGACGAAUUCGGGGCCUCUGCAGCCCCAAAAGGAUUCCUCGCCACUUCUGGCACGAUUCUCUCCCUUCGAUCUCUAUUCGACACCAGAGAGCCCGACGCUUCGAGGUCACCGUCAACGACUCUCUCGAAAGAUGACAUUGACCUCGUCGAACGGCCAACCGAUACAACUUACUCCUCUUUGGGAACACGUGGUACGCACUAGAAAAUUUCCAAAUGAGGUGGAUACCCGUUCAACCUUCUUGGAAAUAUCUGAUAGAUUACGUGAUCCAGAAUGGGAAGUGCGUCAGCACGCUCUUCGUGUGCUUAUAGAUGUGCUACCGACUUUGAAUGCUGACAUCGUGGACAAGGUCAUGCAACCAGUGGUACCAGAACUGGUCAAUAAUUUGGGUCACCCUGCACCAGCCGUUCGCAAAGGUGCCUUGGACGCCUUCCGAGUUUUCCUUAUUCAUAGUAAUGACAGAGAAAAUACUAUUAAAAACAUUCUUGAGGAUGGUCUAAAUCGUUCGGAAGUACAGAAUUCCUUUCAGACGAACGUUACCACCGGUGUGAUCUUAAGCGUACCCUCCCUCCUGUUUCCAUCGUCGAGUAGUCCAUCGCCUGAUUCCCGAUUUGUCAAGGAGGUAACAAUAGCCUUGGCCUCCCGGCUGGCCCAGGUACCGCAUCAAGAGGCGGUAUUAAAAUCGUUAACGAAGAUCCGGGAUGCAAUAGGCGUGGAAGAAUUCGAGAGCUAUCUGGAAGAUUAUGACAACAAAUUGAAGAAGAAUAUCGAGAUUUUAUCCAAAAUUUAUAAUAUAAAAUCUAAUAGGAAGAACCUAAAAAAGGGUACGGAUGGAAAGAACGUGGAAAAAGUAGAGAAAAAUUUGGAAGGUAAAUGGGAAAACGACAGCGACACUUCUGGUAUAGCUGAAGAAGAGGACGAGAUUACUAAUAUGCCAGCGGCCAGAGUGGUAUUAGAAACAGAAAUUAAGUUCAACGAGGAGACAGCUAUCACUAUGACGAUUCUUGAGGAGAAGGAUAAUAGUGGAGACGAGCAGAAUGCAGAAGAAAGUGGAAGAGAUAUGAAAAAUGUGAUUGAAGGGAAGGAAGAUCUUGAUAAAAGGAAGACACCUAGAAGAGUUCAUUUUGGAGGUGAAAUAGUUAAAUUAAGGACUCCUGAUAGUGAUGAUACAGAGUCUGGAGAAACUACUCUUAAAACUAGAAUUCCGCUUCCGAUUUCACCUGUUACUAAAAUGCCCAUUAACCGUUCUAGACCGUCUUCUCAGCCUUGUAGUCCUCACAGAGAGCCUAGAAAAUAUAGAAGAAUAUCCAGGUCUGUUUCUAAUAGCCCCAAGAGAGAGAUAUAUACACAUAAUGCGGAACUGAGUCCUAAAAAGAGUAUUCUUACUAGGACUAGUAGUCCAUUUCUAUUUAAUAAUAACGCCGUUGAUGAAACGAGAAAAAAGAAAAGUAUAAGCAGACAAGAAGAUAAAGAUAAUAAAUAUAACAUCGAGUCUAGUGCAAACGGUAAGAACACGAAGAUUGUUGAAAUUGGUGGAAAAGUGGACAAAAUUAAAAAGCCAGAAGUUGUGUUAGUACAAAAUAGUCAAAAUAUUAGUACAAUAAAUCCAAAUAUAAAAAUUAAUCAUUCUGAAGAUGUUUCUUUAAUAAUAGAGACUUCUAAGAAUGAUUCAAAAGUAGAAUCUGACGAUUUUGGAAUGCAGAAUAAAAUAAUUGAUAUUAAAGUUAACAAAGAUUGUUUGGAAAAUAAAACAUGUGAAAAUAUUCAAAAGAACAAUAUGGAAGAAACAAAUGAAUCUUUAGAUAUCAAUCAAAAAGUUGAUUCUUUUUUCGGUUCUGUGGUGAAAAAUGAAACAGAAUUAAAAUAUAUAAAAUUAAAUCAAGAUGGAGUUAUACGGAAAGAUGUAAAAUUAAAAAGUGAUAAAAUGAAUAGCUCGAGAAACGAUAAUAGUGAUUAUGUGUCGAAGAGUGUUGUUUGUGAACAAAUAAGUAAAUAUGACGAAGGAAGUGAAAGUAUUAUCAGAAAAAAUGAAAAUACUACUUAUAGGUCUGACAAAAUGGAAUUUAUAUCAGAUGAACCAAAUUGGGAAGAUCUAGGACUGGUUGAUCAUGAAGUAUUGGAGGAUCUACAUAACAAAGAUGAUUGGCGUGCCCGUGUCAGAGGUUUAGAGAGAGUAGCGUCCGCUUUGCGAACGUCUUCUGCUCUAAUCGCGAUAGAACCCCGAUUAGGAUCUCUUUUGCAUGCAGUGCUAGGCUGUGAAAGGAGCUGUCGUGUAGCUGCUGCUGGUUUGGCUGUGGCGAAGGUAGUCGUAGUUGGAGUAAGCGAAGAAGCUUUGAGAAAACGUUUACCACAAUUGGCAUGGGGUUUAGCAAGGCAUGGUGGACCAAGCGCAGCUCAAUUGGCCAGAAUCGCGAUGCUUAGGCUCAGGCCUGCUCUUCUCUUGGAACAGCUUCUGCAACCACAAUGUUUGAAUGCUAGGAAUGCGAAGACCAGGGAAAAUUGCUUACAAUUGUUAAUUUUUUCGUUGAUAACAUUUCCAAGUACGGAAUUCAAAGUGGACAUUAUGGCUAAUAAAGUAGCUAAAAUGUUGAGGGAUAGACGACGCAGAGUUCGGCAAGCAGCACUUGAUACUUUAGCUGUUUUAGCACAAAUUUAUGAAUCAGAGGAAGUAUUAGCAGCAGGAAAACGAGCAUCGGAAGGUUAUCACGAUGGAGAGGCAAUGAUGUCUGCUAUUAGAGCUCGUCUGGCACGAAAAUCUUUGCCUCUGGUCUCUGCGGACGGUCUUGUAAUAUAUGGUUUACAAAUUUCACCUACUGUGCAAAUAGCUACAGGUCCUGAUGUCGAUUGGAUCGUAGCUGGAAGUGGUUCAAUCUCACCUGCUAUCGGACGUACUAAAGGCCAAUUUAUAACAACGAAGAAUUCUUCCAAUAAAGAAAAAUUUGCAAGAAAUGAAAAUACAAAUUAUCGUGAGAAUUUAUGGAACGAAAGAUCAAAUUUCGUUGCACUUGGAGUUGGUAUGCAUUCUAAGACAGAACAGCCUGUAGUAUGGCAAAUAAUUCCAUCACAAAAUCAGAAUACACUAUGUGAAGAUGAAUUGAAUUUUCAAACAAAUCGAAACGUAAAUACGAGUAUUUGUAGUGGUAAUGCUUUCAAUUCAAACAUAAAAUUUCGAAAUCAAACGAGAAAUCUAGGAACUACUAGAGAAUCUGCGAAUUAUCGUAAUAUUAUUGAAAAUAAUUUUGAAAAGAGAGAAAAUAAUAAAAUAGAAUCUAGAAUUCCUUUAUUUUAUACUCGAGAGAGUGCUCCGAAAUCCACGGAACAUAAUUUUUUAAUAGACAAAUCUUCUAAUUUAGAUUUAAUAAAUGUUAAUUUGAGGAAAAAAUCAAAGAAUAUUAUGGAAAAUUCUAGCAAUCGUGGAACUUCUCAAGAAGAAAAUAUUAGAAGCUGUGGAACUAUGUAUCAGAGAAGAAAAAAACAAGAAAAUAGUACAAGUAUGCAUUAUGACAAUUGCCGUUCAAUGAAGAAUCUAAAUAAUACAAAUGUAGAUUGUAAUACAAAUAAUGUCGACGAACAUACGAAUCAAAUAGUUUUGGAUAAUAACUCGAGAUUUUAUCAAAAGUUUAUGGAAAGAGAUCGACAUUCGAGAAAAUCUGACAUCAAGUCUAAAUAUGUGCGUUCAAGUUCUAUAGAAAGUCAUCAACCAUCAAGAAAUGAUAAUCAAUCACAAACAUUUAUUAUGUACAAUAUGUACAAUACACCUUUACAUCGAGAAGGACGAUUUGUGGAUGAAAAUUCUUUUCGGCCAUUGCAAAAGACUCCUCCAUACAGUAAAAUAGAUUUUAUUAGAACCGGCGAAAAUAAUGAUAAAAAUUUAUCAUAUAUGAAAUCUUAUCGUAAAACAAAAGACGUAGGUGCUCAGAAAGUUAAUGAUGUUGAAUUAACAUCAUCAGACGCUCAAACUAGCGAAUAUUUUCCUGCGAUUAGCACUGAAACUCCUUACAGAAGAAGAUUACGUUCGUUAUCACCAUCUCAAUUAUAUCAUCGUCAACAGUUUAGAACGACUUCUAACGAGGUUCAUGCAUUAUCUAUGUUCGAUAUAGACAAAGCGGUAAAGGAAGAAGAACAUAACGAAAAAAAUAAACAUUAUUUUUUACCAGAUGAUCAUUUCGGACGGAAAACGUUGAAUGUGGCUCAAACACAAUAUGAAGUGAAUGACCAAGAAUUUUCAUCCUCAGAAACAUUAGAAAAUAACGAUCAUCAAGAUAGUGAACAAGACGUGCAGAAUACCCAAGAUGAUAGUGAUUUCAGAUCGUCUACUCCUGAAGGACAAAAUGUGGAUACAGCGUUUAAUAUUAUCACCGGACAAAUAAGUCCUCCUGGUCGAGAUACAGUCGAUUUUAUAUCGUUGGAUAAAAAAAUCGAAACUGAAAUAGAAGUAACAAAUAUAUCUAUCGACGAUGAUAGAUCCAAAGAUGAUUGGAACAGUGAUGAAGAAUUAAAAUUUAAAGAUCGAAAUCGUACAGUAUCCAGAAACUCAGAACAUGUUGAAUAUUUCGAAGAAAAUCAAACUGAGAACGAAAUUAGUAUUUCUGAUGAAAUAGAAAAAAUAAAUGAAGCUGUUUUGACAAACAAGAAUUUACAAUCGGAUUCUGAAAAUGAAGAAACAUUGGUUUCAAGAAAGUCCGCCAGUUCACAAAAAUCAAAUCGAUCAUCAAGUAGAAAUUCUAUUAACUUCGAGACGUCGAAAUCAUCAAGAUGUGAUUCUCGAAAUAGUCCACAUAAAUUGAAUUUUGAAUCCGAAGACAAUGAUUCAACAGAUUUAAAUAAAGACAAAGAUAUUUCCUCCACAAUACAGCGUGAUAUUAUUCAAUCAGAAGAAUUAAGUCAAUCGCGAAGAGAAUCGAAAUCAGAAGAAUCACCAGCCAUCAUUAUUGCCUCUAGACCUCACUCAUCUUCUGAAAUUUCUAAUUAUAUUGAAAACCGUCUAGAAACUAGUACUCAAAUAGAAGAAAAUCUCAGGUUUUUUAAUGAAUCCAGUGAGAACAAUGAUUUGGAAAAUGGACAAAAUAAAGAUAGUUCCAGUGAGACGAACACUGAACCAGGAAUUUUAAAAAUUGAAACUCAAUCUGUAGAACCAGGCCCUACAACCAAACGAAAGCCUUCAAGAGUUCCUCGCAUUUCAGUACGCUCGCGAGGCCGAAGCAAAGGAAACUUGGAAAAGAUAAAACCAAUAGUACAACAAUGUUUUGUUCAACUUGAGAAUAAAGACUGGGAAAUUAUUAUGAAAGCAUUAAAAACAUUAUCCCAGAUUGCAAAACAACAACCCGAAUAUUUAGACAUAUGUGCUGCAGCAACGAUAAAUCGACUUGUAGCUCGUCAAAUAAAAAGUCUUCGCUCUCAAGUGGCGCGAACAGCAUGUUUAGCCGCCGGAGACAUUUUUAGCUCGCAGAUUCGUGGCAUAGAUCAGGAAUUCGAUGAUAUAGCUGGAUCAUUGUUACACAGAACAGCAGAUACUAAUCGAUUUCUUCGAUCGGAUAGUAAUGCAGCAUUGGAUCGAAUGAUAGAACAUCUUCCGCCUCAUAAAACGAUCACGGUUAUCGUACAAUGUGGUGCAAGCCAUCAAAAUGCUAUCGUAAGAGCUGCUACGGCUAGAUUGUUGGCUUCGAUAGUCGAUCGGAUAGGACCGGAGCAUACUUUAAUUCUACCAAAAGAUGUAAGGGAUAAAUUGCUUUCUACAGGUGCAAGGUUAUUAAUUGAUGGAAAUUUGGAUGCUAGAAAUCAUGCAAAAAAGAUGUUUCGAAGGCUUACACGUUGCGAAGGAUUUCGAAAAGCUCUUACGGACGCUGUACCGGAAACAACUUUAAGACACAUUGACAAAACCUUAAAAGCCCUUUAAUCAAAUAAUUGAUCGUGUAAUCUUGCAUGUCGCUUCGCCGUCUGGAUCUUGUUCAAUCAACGAAACUGCUUCUUGUGAAAAAUGAAAUUGAAGCUGUUUAUGAGUUUCAGUGGCGUAUUCGAUGCGAUCUUCGUGCACGGGGAAAAAUUAAAGAAUUUUAUCUAGAUUAUGAAAGACAUUUUUUUCACAUUAUUGCUAUUUUUUUCCUGUAUGCACGAACAUAUGUUUUCUUCCUUGACACAUAAACCAAAUGGAAGAAAGAUGAAAGCAUGAUUGCUCUGUUAAAAUGACUGAUUUGAAUGUUUCAAACUUUUUGAUACUCUGAUGUAUGUCCGUACAUUUCUUUUUUAUACCGCUGUAUAAACAGCAUACAUAUUUAGAAACAAAAAAAAAAAAUUAUU